CCGAGACAGCCCCCGGUUGAAUUCGUCGACUGCAUUGUCGACUCGAACUCGCCUCGGACGGACAGCUAUGAACUCGGACAGCAGGCCCGUGCUCGGACAUUCCUCGAGCCACACGCCCAUGAGCUCGGACGGAUCGGAGCCCACAGCGGUGCUCGGGGCUCCGAUGUCGCGCAACGACCUCGACCGCAGUCGCGCGCGCCAUGACCACAGCGGACUCCUGUCACCCGGAGCGUCCUUCAGUAACUUGGACACAGUCAAGGGGCCGGCGCCGCACGCCUUCAGCAACAACAAGGUGCCGGUCAAGCCCAAAAUCGCGCUCUUCGACCAGAACUCGGAGCUCUCGACCGAGGGGUUCACCCAACGCGCGGCACUGCAGACGUGCUCCAUCAGUUGGCAGCACAUUUCGUACUUCAUUCAGCCCAAGGAGAAGAAGCUCGGGAGCAAGAGCAGCAAGCGAGGAUCGGGUCCUUCGGCGUUGGAGGCGCAGUUCGAGCGCCAACAGCCUCGCAAGAUCCUCAACAAUGUUUGGGGACGAUCAGGCCCCGGUGAGCUGACGGCCAUUCUCGGUCCUUCCGGUGCCGGUAAGACCACGCUGCUGGAUAUGCUGGCCGAUCGAGUGCCGUCGGGAGGCUCGGGCGUGCACCUCGAAGGUCUGGUUGAAGUGAACGGCCAGCCUCGCGACCUGCGCACGUUCCACAACAUCAUGAACUACGUGUCGGAAGAUAUGGCGUUCCUGGGAGCGUUCACGGUCUUGGAGACGCUUCAGAUCGGUGCCGGUCUGAGUCUGCCUGGCCACAUGCCGCCCGUGCAGCGCGAGGCUCGAGUUCAAGACGUGAUCGACGCCAUGGGACUGCGCUCGUGCGCCAACGCGCGUGUAGGUGACGUGUUCCACAAGGGCAUUUCGUCAGGCCAACGCAAGCGUCUGGGUAUCGCUCUGGAGCUGCUGUCGGACCCCGCUCUGUUGCUGCUGGAUGAACCGACUUCGGGUCUGGAUUCGUCCUCUGCUCGCGGUGUCAUGCAGUACAUUGAGCGGUUGUGCCAGGAAGGAGGCAAGAACGUCGUGUGCACGAUCCACCAGCCGUCGUCGUCCAUCUACGGCAUGCUGACCAACCUCGUCAUCCUCAGUGGCGGUGAACUCGUCUACAGCGGCCCCACGAACGCUGCCAUCGCCCACUUCUUCUCCAUGGGCUACGUGUGCCCCAUGUAUACGAACCCCGCGGAGUAUUUUGUCCACUUGGUCAACACCAACUUCCACGAAGGCCUCAAGCUGGAGCCGUUCACGCGGGCGCUCAAGGAAAGUGCCGAGCCGCAGCGUCUCAGGGCCGACGUUGUGCGCGACCGAGCUCGUCGGGAAAACCUGACCAACCCGGAACUGCUGAAGGCCAUGCGGCCGUGGCCCAUGGACCAGUUCUUCGUGCUUGUCAAGCGUAACAUGACCAACAACUGGAGACACCCGGGAGUCUUCUGGCUGCGUGUGCUCAUGUACGUGCUGCUGUCGCUCAUGGUCGGUACCAUGUACCUGAGCUCCAACAACAUCAAGGACGUAUCGAUGGUGCCGCUGCUCUUCUACGUGCAAGCUUUCCUGGUGUUCAUGUCCGUUGCGGCGCUGCCUGCUCUGCUGGAACACCGCGCCGUCAUGGAGCGCGAGAUGCGGUCGUACGCCUUGUCGCUCACGGGCUACACGAUGUCCAACCUCUUGGCUGCGCUGCCGGGUAUUCUCCUCAUCUCCGUGUUGGCGUCCGCUAUCGUCGUGUUCCUGGCCAACGUCAACUCGUUCCCGACUUUCUUGCUGAACUUGACGCUGUCGCUGAUUGCUGCCGAGUCGCUGAUGCACUUGCUGGGUGCUGCCGUGCCCCACUACAUUAUGGGCAUCGCGCUAGGCGCCGGUCUCUUCGGUAUGUUCAUGCUGUGUGAAGGCUUCAUGGUGCCGUUCUCCGACAUGCCCGUCUACUGGAAGUGGGGCUACUACCUCGCCUUCCACACGUACUCGUUCGAGUCGUUCAUGUACGAGCACUUCUCGCAAGUGAAUACGGAGGAGGCGUGGGAUCUACUGAAGAGCUACGGCAUGGAGAACGUCAACUUCACCCAGGACAUGAUCAUCCUGGCGUGCUACUCGGUGGUGCUGCAGAUUCUUGUCAUCGGUGUGCUGUGGCUACGUUUCAACCGGCACCGUCGCCGCUAA
This is a messenger RNA of Phytophthora sojae, 2182 nucleotides long. RefSeq names its product ABC transporter-like protein. The transcript has a single exon. Gene Ontology annotation, cellular component: membrane. The coding region runs from base 68 to 2182 and encodes 704 amino acids. Gene Ontology annotation, molecular function: ATP hydrolysis activity; ABC-type transporter activity; ATP binding. NCBI's taxonomy places the organism in Eukaryota, Oomycota, Peronosporomycetes, Peronosporales, Peronosporaceae. The record is from RefSeq and is a predicted model, not a curated record.